Messenger RNA from Metarhizium album ARSEF 1941, 1245 nucleotides. RefSeq lists its product as uncharacterized. Bases 1 to 1245 code for a protein of 414 amino acids. The transcript has a single exon. The record is from RefSeq and is a predicted model, not a curated record. Lineage: Eukaryota; Fungi; Ascomycota; Sordariomycetes; Hypocreales; Clavicipitaceae.
AUGCUAGAUUACCAGUCGCUGGAUAAACUUGCUGUGCCCAAUGACAACUUGUUCGAGUUCACCUUCAGCGCACCAAUCAUGGAACAGCCCAAAUCAAUGGGCCGGAAAUCAACGGAAAUUCUGCCAGUCAAGACAUUCAGCUCACCCUUGUCAAAUAUUCUCAGACCUCUUCCGCCGCCGAGAUCAAGUUCUAGUCGAGUGGGGGACAAAAGAUUUCAUGGUCCGAUAUAUAUCGACUUGACGCAGGAUGACCCAAGCCCUAGUCCUGAAAAGGCUUCAGCGGCUGUAACUGGAGAAGAUUUUGCUGUGCCCCAUAAAGCCAAAUCUGGGCAGGUUGCCCCCGUCAACCGCCAGGGCUCAAAUGACACAGUCAACCCACGGUCGCCAUCCAUAUUGGCCGCAGCGUCUGACUUGCCCUCCACAGAUCACCCAUGUGAAAUGGUGACUCGUGAUAAUCCCCGCACUCCAGGCAAGAAACGAAAGCAUGAUGACAGGUCUCCAGACACCCCGAAUGGUGUUCACCAAGAUUCAGUGACCUGUUCUAUAAGCACUUCCGGUCCGAGUCUAGCGCAAGGAGUCAUCGUAGACGACAAUCCGCUUGCCUCGCAAGUUCCCCGGCAGGCGAACAUCUCAAGACCUCCAGGAAUUGCCGCCAAGAUCAAAGUCAAGCCAUCUCGAUUUGACCCAUCUGCGUUUGACACUGCUAUAUAUCAGCAACCCGGUGCGGCGCCUCCUCCUGCCGGGGUGGUGAUAGGUCCGCGUAUAGAAUGCAGGUCUGCGAGCGAAGACCAAGGCCGUUACAUGUACGCAAACCCGGCUAUUCACGGAAUGCACAACAGAUCUGAAGCAUGGCACGAGAAAAUGGCGCUCGAGAUUCAGUCACGCGGUGGUCGUAAGUUUUGGCUCGGCAAAGUUGCUCCUCGUCUGCGAUGGUUGCGAAGGGAGCGGACCGAAUCUUUCAAAGUGAAGGGCGUGACGGGUAAUCAAAUGCCACGACGCUCUGAUCCGGAGCCACAAGGCUAUAGGAGGCCCCUUGAUUUUGGGGAUGUGCCCGAGCUAGAACUCCCCGAGAAGGUACGGCAGAAUCCAGACUGGGUAAAGGCUUGUGAAUGGAUGAGACAGCAACGAAAUAUGCAAGGCGUGCGGCACCGCGAAUCCAAAAGAUGCGAGCAGGAAGCGAAUGAAUACUACAUGAUCAUUUCGCAGGGAGGAGUUCCCAACCUGGAGACAAAGGGUGUUGAGUAG